Molecule: messenger RNA, 1831 nt
Organism: Klebsormidium nitens
Lineage: Eukaryota; Viridiplantae; Streptophyta; Klebsormidiophyceae; Klebsormidiales; Klebsormidiaceae
Source: the annotation of a GenBank genome assembly
UCUUCCUUCAACUUCAAGUUCAAGACGACUUCAAUGUAGAAUGCCAACUUGUUGAGCAGUAGUUGAGGUUGGAAAGAUUGUUUCAGCAAGUAGCGGCUGCCCAAUGCCAGCACCAAUGGUGCCUGCAAGGAGUGUGGAGACUGGUGGCACCGUCUCAGAGAAGAAGGAAGGUGUUAGUCCCAAGCUAGCUGCUCUACUGGUGAGCGGUGACCUUGGAUGCAUUCAAGAAGCCUUAAGAGACUUGGACAAGCUUACAAAAACCUUUGGGGGGAAGAAGGAGCAUGACUACGUGCUGCAGGAUGGCGAGACCCCGAAUCUGUUGCUGGAUCCGAACAAAAGUCUGAAGAAGGCGAACGCCCUUCUCAAGCAUGAGGAGUUCUCCCAGGCGCUAGUCCAGCUUCUAACCAACGACGCCUUCCUCAGCCAACCCCAAGUGCUCGACCGCAGCGACAUCAGCACGCUGAUUCUCCUCUUCCGGCGCCUCUGCAAAAUCCCCGACUUCGGCUCGAAGCUCCUAGCCGCCGGGCUGGUCGACGCGCUCGCUGCAUUCUUCCAGCGAUUCCGAUUGUGGGCUCAGCUUAUGACCCCUCGAGAGCUCCUGCGGCCGCACGCGGAGGACUUUCUUACACAGCGGCUGUCUUGGUUCCGGGAGACUUUAGCCCUUGUGUGGGGACUGUUAGAAACCAGCAGUGCCUUUGCCGAGACAGCCGCCCGCUCAGAGCUUAUCCUCGUCUUGAUCCGGGUCUGGCCGCCCCCGGGGUUCGAGCAUUCCAUGUACUUCACGCGCCGGAACAUAAACUUCGACGUUGCUCACGUCUCUGAGCUUCUGAUGUGCACUCUUGAGGCCGCGGGGCAGCAGCGGCCGUCGUUCGCGCCACUGUUCCACGAGAAGCGGAACGAAGUCGCCGAGUAUUUUGUGCGCCUUAUGGUCUGGCAGAGGCAGCGCCUGGCCGGGAGUGAAGACGCACACUUUCCCAGGUGGAUAGACCGCACGUGGGGCGCGUUUGGCGCGCUCCACGUAUGGCGCGGCGCGCGCAGAAAGCUCGUCAGAAAAGCACACCGACUAGGCACGGAGUUGCUCACCGCUCAGACUGUACCAUCGAAAACCAAAGCGCUCGUGACGCGCGUCCUUAAGGAACUUGAGGCGGAGCUAAGCGGAGCGUCGAUUCCCGGGAGGACAGAGAUCGACCUCAGCGAAGGCCUUCCUUCGGUGGAACACUUUCUUCCCCGUCCGACAGAGGUCAAGAAAGCCGCCCCGCGCCCACGAUUGUCCCCCGCUGAGCUGGCGUCAUUGUUCAAGUCCCAGGAAGAGAACGCGGUCCUUCGCGGCGUCAAAGAGCUGGCCGUCAUCCGGCAGAGCUGCGUGGCGCUGGUAAAAGGUUUCGUCAUGGCUAACCCGCUCGCUAACUGGGAGGGUUACGAAGACGCCGGCCUGCGGGGGGGCUCUCGUCGAGCUUUUGGAGGGGACUCUGGGUGACUGUCUCGCGCAAUUAGAGCGGGCUGAGGAGGCCAUGAAUAUUCUGGUAUUUAUAGACGUGUUGAACAGGGGCCGGUUGGAGGAGUCCGAUCAGGAAGAUGAGCACGACGCGACAAUGCUGCGGAUUGUCGACUGGACGGUUCGGCGGUGGCGGGACCUCCACCCGGGCGUGCUCUGGGCGUCGCUGAUGCUGCGCUUGAUGCGAUGGGGGAGUUUCUGCCUUGGUUCCACGUUUUAACGGACGGACGACCUGGAAGGCUGUCGCCCUUCAAAAGUGUUCGUGUGGUCGAAGCCUCUUGUUCACACGAGUCUUUCACCAGAUUGUGACUUGCCUUUCAAAACAGUCGAACUUCC